GCUUAUUCGCUGGCAACUUAGGGUUGUUUGUUGUGAUGUCGCUUUCGUAAACAAUAUCAAUAUCAGAAUAUCAUAAUAGUGUUACGUUAAAAUAUUCUUACCAAUCGCAUAAGAACACUCAAAAGAAGCAAUCUAUCGAAUAAUUACUUAUACCAGUGGAAAUAUGUAAUAACUGCAAUAUAAACCUGGCACUGACUAGUUGCAGAAUUCUAGAUCUAGAUCUAGAUCUUCUGAUCUUGUGAAGCUGGUUUUGCUUGUGGGACUGUUGUAUCUUACUCUUGACUUGCAUGAGGCCUGAACUCUAAAUCUGAACUGUUGCUGCUCACUUUUUGAUUAUUUUUUCAGUGUCUUCACAAAAUGUCAUCUUAUACAAAGAUAUCACCGCCAGUGUCACCAACUCCAUCAAUGCCUCCUUUUUCACCAUUCUUGAGUCGAACAAGCAGCAAUGGCAGUACUAGCUCUCAAACCAGAGAGGCACAUCUCACCGCAACAGCAAAAAGACAAAAAUACUUCAGAAGACUGUUUAAAUUUAGACAAAUGGACUUUGAAUAUGCCUUUUGGCAGAUGAUUUAUUUAUUUGUUUCACCCCAAAAAGUAUACAGAAACUUUCAGUAUAGAAAACAAACUAAAGAUCAAUGGGCUAGAGAUGAUCCAGCUUUUCUUGUACUUCUUACAUUUUGGCUGUGUGUGUCUUCACUUGGAUUUACAGUAGCGCUAAGUCUUGGUUUUCUUGGUUUUAUCAAGUUUUUAUUGUGGGUGAUCUUUAUUGAUUGUAUUGGCGUGGGCCUGCUUAUUGCUACUUUAUUUUGGUUUAUUGCAAAUCGUUACAUGUUGAUAAAUCCACCCAGAGGGCAAGAUGUUGAAUGGGGCUAUGCAUUUGAUGUUCACCUCAAUGCAUUCUUUCCUUUGUUGUUGAUACUACAUUUCUUUCAAUUGCCAUUUCUCAAUUAUGUUAUAAACAAGGAUAUGUUUUUCUCAAGAUUUUUUGGAAACACGUUAUGGCUUUUAGCUAUAGGCUACUACAUCUACAUUACAUUCUUGGGCUACAGCGCACUUCCAUUCUUGAAAAACACAAGGACCCUGCUGUUUCCGAUGACUGCAGUACUCCUCAUUUAUAUUUUGUCACUAAUUUUGGGGUGGAACUUCAGCUGGGGUCUCUCACAGUUUUACCAUGAUAGGGUGAUGGACAACGUUUAGAGGUUGCCAAGAUUGCUGGAGAGGAUGUUUUCCAAAAAUGUCUUGACUGAAAGAUGUGUAAGGGUUACAUAAUAUAAGUACCAUAUAUCUGUAAAAUUUCCAUCUUGUCUCAAGUGGACUAAAAACAACAGUAGAUGAAUAGUUUGCUACAUAGAAAGAAGUGUAAAAAUUCUUUAUUUAUAUUUUGUUAAAUUAUAGAAUGACUAUCUGAAAAAUAUGUUAACGAACAAAAUAAAUUUUAUUCUAAGAAUACAUUCUUAAUUAUUACAUCAAAUUUGAAAGUUUUUCCUUACAUAUAGCAAUCCAAAAUGUGGUUUUGUAUUUUUGUAAUUGAUAAAAAUUAUUGUUUUACUUGAUCGAUUAUUGUGCAGAAUUUGUAUAUUUGCACCACCACACCAUUCUCUGCUAUCUACAUAAGGAUUUAAUGUUUGCAGGUUAAUUUUUUAGGUAAAGGUUAAACUUAAACAUAUCACUUAUAUUUGACAAGUCAUUCUUUAACUUAAAAAAAACAGUUUAGUCCAAAAUCUGGAUAUGGUACAAUAUCCUUAAAAACUGUUUAUGAUGAUGGUCAGGUGUCUACCUCUUCAGCAUUCAAGUCAUAAAAAGGAUUGUGUUGUCGGCAAAGUUCCUGUUGCACUUGAUUCUCCCUGACCUAUCAGUUACCCUGUUCAGUGUUUGACAGAGACAAGAUCUUCACAAACAAUAAGCAAAUAGCAUGCAAAUAUUUUAUCAGAGGGUUUUAUAUAUUUGCUUAGGUGUGUAAAUAAUGCAAUAAGUAUUUUGAUAAGUUUUGACUGCUGUAUUAAUGCUUUUUAAAUUAGCCACAUUUGAUUUGUUUCAUUAAAAUGACUGAAAUGAAUUGUGCAAA
Molecule: messenger RNA, 2065 nt
Organism: Physella acuta
Lineage: Eukaryota; Metazoa; Mollusca; Gastropoda; Physidae
Product: protein unc-50 homolog
Cellular component (GO): Golgi membrane
Source: RefSeq, a predicted model, not a curated record